Parnassius apollo (apollo) is the source of this 405-nucleotide messenger RNA. Lineage: Eukaryota; Metazoa; Arthropoda; Insecta; Lepidoptera; Papilionidae. The record is from the annotation of a GenBank genome assembly.
AUGCUGGUGACUUAUUUGGAAGCCAGCCGGGACCUUUGCGAGACGGAGUCAAUUCUUUUUGGCGCCGCACUGGCAGUAUGCCGUAUUAUUGGCGCCAAACUUCCCAUGCCUGAACGUGCUACUCAACAAAGUAGAGCCGUCCCAGCCUGGAGAAAAAGAAUCGAGGACCGUAUCGCAAAGGCAAGGACCCUAAUCUGCAGACUGACAAGCUUCAGUUCGGGUAAUAAAGGUCCGGGGCUCGACGGGCUGCAUCAUUACUGGCUGAAGGGGUUCGUAGUGUGUCACGCUAUGCUCGCCCGACAGUUUCAAGAGGCUCUCGAUCAGAAGUCGCUCCCGAGCCUCUUCACUACUGGGAUCACUCACUUGGUUCCUAAAGAUCAGGAUACCACAGACCCGAGCAAAUAG